Messenger RNA from Penicillium robsamsonii, 4473 nucleotides. RefSeq names its product putative ABC transporter. Lineage: Eukaryota; Fungi; Ascomycota; Eurotiomycetes; Eurotiales; Aspergillaceae. The coding region runs from base 1 to 4473 and encodes 1490 amino acids. Gene Ontology annotation, cellular component: membrane. The record is from RefSeq and is a predicted model, not a curated record. Gene Ontology annotation, biological process: transmembrane transport. Gene Ontology annotation, molecular function: ABC-type transporter activity; ATP binding; ATP hydrolysis activity. The transcript has 15 exons.
AUGGAAAACGACCAUUCUGUGGAAAGCGAGUCCACGUCGGCUGGAAAUUCAGAACACAUUCCUCGCGAUUCCGUUGCUUCUGAGAGUUCAUCUUCGCCAGUUAAUUCACUUCCACCCGGAGAUUUCGCGCCGAUCCACACCAACCGAUCCCACUCCCAGUCAAAUUCUACAGGGCCAAAGCUAGACGAGGAUGGUGUCGCGCGUACUAUAUCUCGUCGACGCAGCUAUGCUUCCGGUCAUUAUACCAAAGGAGAAGAAUGGGCCCAGAUAGAAAGGCUGGUCUCACGGAUGUUCGGCCCUGAGCGCAAAGCAAAUUCCGAAGAAGAAAAAACACGUCAUGUUGGAGUUGUAUGGAAAAAUCUCACUGUGAAGGGUGUAGGCCUUGGUGCCGCUCUCCAACCUACCAACGGAGACAUUUUUCUCGGGUUGCCACGACUCAUCAGGCAACUACUCACUGGGGGUAGGCAAGUUGCUGGCGCCGGAAAAGCACCGAUACGAACAAUCUUGGAAGACUUUACUGGCUGUGUUCGUCCCGGAGAGAUGCUUCUUGUUCUGGGCCGCCCUGGUUCUGGGUGUUCCACUUUCCUGAAAGUACUCGGCAAUCAACGAGCGGGCUACGAAAACAUUGAAGGCGACGUGCGGUAUGAUGGCACUGAUUCAGAAACCAUGAAAAAGCAGUAUAAGUCUGAAGUCUUGUACAACCCCGAGGAUGAUCUCCAUUAUGCGACUUUGUCUGUACGAGAUACACUGCUUUUUGCCCUGAAAACUCGAACUCCUGACAAAGCCUCACGCAUUCCAGGCGAAAGCAGAAAGGAAUAUCAGCAGACAUUUCUGACUGCCAUAGCUAAGUUAUUUUGGAUUGAGCAUGCUCUAGGAACCAAAGUUGGCAACGAACUCAUUCGUGGAGUUUCCGGUGGCGAGAAGAAACGAACCUCAAUUGCUGAAGCCAUGGUUACAAAGGCUAGCACCCAGUGCUGGGACAACUCUACCAAGGGCUUAGAUGCCAGUACGGCGCUGGAGUAUGUUCAAAGUUUGCGAAGUCUAACAAACACUGCCAACGUUUCAACGGUGGUAGCUCUCUACCAGGCCUCGGAGAAUCUAUUCGAUCUUUUUGACAAGGUGAUCCUGAUCGAAGAUGGAAAAUGCUCUUUCUUCGGGCCUAGCCAGGAUGCAAAGACGUAUUUCGAACAGCUGGGCUUUCAAUGCCCCCCACGUUGGACAACCCCCGACUUUUUGACAUCUGUCAGUGACCCUCAUGCAAGACGUGUCAAAGACGGCUGGGAUGACCGAAUCCCUCGUAAUGCAGCUGAAUUUCAAGCUGCAUAUCGCAGAAGUGAUACCUACAAACGCAACUUGGCUGAUAUUGAAAGCCUGGAGAGCGACAUCGAAGCCCGAAGACAGGAGAGGGAGGCUGCAAGAAGUAGUAACAAACGGAAAAAUUUCACGGUCUCAUUCUACAAACAGGUUUUGAUUCUCACGCACCGUCAGUUUUUAGUUAUGUUUGGCGACAGAAAAUCAUUGAUUGGAAAGUGGAGUGUCAUAACUUUCCAAGCCCUCAUUAUCGGUAGCUUGUUUUACAAUCUCCCACACACAAGCAAUGGGGUUUUUACGAGGGGUGGUGUGAUGUUCUUUAUACUGCUUUUCAAUGCAUUACUUGCUAUGGCAGAGCUGUCCGCAGCAUUUCAGAGUCGACCAAUCUUGCUGAAACAUAAAAGCUUCUCUUUCUACCGUCCUUCGGCAUAUGCGCUUGCCCAGGUUGUGGUUGAUGUGCCUCUUGUAUUCAUACAAGUCGUCAUAUUUGAUGUCAUAGUAUACUUCAUGGCAAAUCUUGCACGAACAGCUUCGCAGUUCUUCAUUAAUCUACUUUUUAUUUUCAUUCUCACCAUGACCAUGUACUCGUUCUUUCGUGCCCUUGGGGCUCUAUGUACCUCGUUGGAUGUUGCCACACGUCUCACUGGUGUCUCCAUACAGGCAUUGGUUGUGUACACAGGCUAUCUCAUUCCUCCGUGGAAAAUGCAUCCAUGGCUAAAGUGGCUCAUUUGGAUCAACCCUGUCCAAUACGCAUUUGAGGCAUUGAUGGCUAAUGAGUUCUACAACCUCCAGAUAAAAUGUGAACCACCAUGGAUUGUGCCCGACGGGCCAAAUGCAGUGCCUGGGCAUCAAACCUGUGCAAUCCAGGGCAGUGAUCCAGACCAGUUGAUCGUUCAUGGUUCCAAGUACAUCCAAACAGCCUACACUUACAGUAGGGCUCACCUGUGGCGAAACUUUGGAAUCAUCAUUGGAUGGCUGAUGUUUUUCAUAUGUUUGACAAUGUUGGGAAUGGAAUUGCAAAGGCCUAAUAAGGGUGGCAGCUCGGUCACCGUCUUCAAAAGAGGUGAAGCCCCCAAAGCAGUUGAAGAUGUCAUCACGCGAUCCGGUCCCAGACAGGAUGAGGAAUCUGCGGAGAAGGAUAAGAUGGCUUCCAACAAAAACGACGGCCCCUCGAAUAAAUCCAGUGUCAAGAUCCAGAACAUUGCUAGAAACACAGCAAUCUUUACAUGGCAAAACGUCAAUUACACCAUUCCAUAUAAAGGUGGACACAGACAACUGUUGCAAAAUGUCCAGGGAUAUGUCAAGCCUGGUCGACUGACUGCAUUGAUGGGUGCUUCUGGCUCAGGGAAAACUACGUUACUCAAUGCACUCGCACAACGAAUCAAUUUUGGUGUCGUGACUGGCAACUUCUUAGUGGAUGGACGUCCCCUCCCAAAGAGCUUCCAGAGAGCGACUGGAUUCGCUGAACAGAUGGACAUUCACGAACCCACCGCUACUGUGCGGGAGUCUCUUCGAUUCUCUGCUCUGUUGCGACAACCAAAAGAAGUCCCAUUACAAGAAAAGUAUGAUUAUUGUGAGACGAUCAUUGACUUGUUAGAAAUGCGGUCCAUCGCCGGCGCGACUGUGGGAUCCACGGGCUCAGGCCUCAACCAGGAGCAGCGCAAACGACUUACCAUCGCCGUUGAAUUGGCAAGUAAGCCGGAGCUAUUGCUUUUCCUAGACGAGCCGACGUCUGGCCUCGAUUCCCUGGCAGCGUUUAACAUUGUACGUUUCCUUCGCCGACUUGCCGAUGCCGGCCAAGCCGUGCUAUGUACAAUCCAUCAACCUUCUGCUGUGUUGUUUGAGAAUUUUGACGAGCUCUUGCUGCUGAAAAGCGGUGGAAGCGUUGUUUACAAUGGACCCCUUGGAAACGACUCUAAGACGCUGAUUGAUUACUUUGAACGAAAUGGCGGGAGGCAGUGCUCACCACAUGAAAAUCCGGCAGAGUAUAUGUUGGAAGUCAUUGGUGCCGGAAACCCUGAUUAUAAGGGCCAGGACUGGGGCAAUGUGUGGGCCAACUCGCCGGAAUCCAGGCAGCUUUCUGAGGUCCUAGAGGGUAUUAUAGCCUCCCGUCGCAAAGUUCAAAAUGAUGAUAAAAUCAAAGACGAUCGCGAGUACGCAAUGCCACUUUACGUUCAAGUAGUUACAGUCACCAAACGCGCAUUUGUGGCUUACUGGAGGGUCCCGGACUACAUUAUUGGGAAAUUCAUGCUCCAUAUCUUCACCGGUCUUUUCAACACGUUCACCUUCUGGCAUCUGGGAAAUGGUAACAUCGACAUGCAAUCACGACUAUUCUCUGUCUUCAUGACAUUAACCAUAGCUCCGCCACUGAUACAGCAACUCCAACCGCGCUAUCUCCAUUUCCGGGGCCUCUAUGAAUCUCGCGAAGCUAACUCCAAGAUCUACUCUUGGGCUGCCUUUGUGACGAGCACAAUUAUCCCAGAGUUGCCAUACUCGAUUGUUGCCGGGUCAAUUUACUUUAACUGCUGGUACUGGGGAACUUGGUUUCCGCGCGACUCGUUCACUUCCGGUUACGUUUGGAUGUGCAUGAUGCUAUUUGAAAUAUACUAUGUUGGACUUGGUCAGUUCAUAGCCGCACUUGCACCUAACGAGCUAUUUGCAAGCUUGCUUGUGCCAACCUUCUUUACCUUCAUUGCUUCCUUCUGCGGUGUGGUUGUCCCCUACGCCGCAAUGCCGCAUUUUUGGCAGUCGUGGAUGUACUGGGUUACGCCGUUCCACUAUCUGCUCGAGGGAUUUGUUGGAGCCAUCACCCACAAUGUUCCCGUACGCUGUAUUGCGCGUGAAGAGUCCCACUUUAGUCCUCCGGCUGGUAUGACCUGCCAGCAAUAUGCCGGGUCUUAUGUCGAAAAGGCUGGUGGAUAUGUCCGAGAAGCUGGGGAUGGAAUGUGCUCAUACUGCCAAUACUCGGGCGGUAGUCAAUAUGCUAGGAGCUUCAAUGUGUUCUACUCGCACAAAUGGAGAGAUUAUGGAAUCCUCUGGGGAUAUAUCAUCUUCAACUUUGCUCUUGUUUUCGCUUUCUCUUGGUUGUAUUUGCGCGGUGUUCGCAGCAUGAAACGUCGGUUCAGUGCGCGUAAGACGAGACAGGGAAAAGCCCGUUCUUGA